UUCAAUCCAUUCAUAGAUCCGUUCAAUGAAUGUCGUUUGGCGUUGAAACUAAGUCUGAUUACAGUACAAAAAAAUUCUAUUUUCAAAUGUGAGAAGGAAGGUAGUCUAUCGAAAAACGUAAGCUUAAGCUUAUAUCUUUGCAAAAAAAUUCGCGGGAUGUCAGGGGAUUGUCGAAGUCCUGUCUGACAGUCACCAAAACGACAAGCGAUCAGGUUCUGCGUCGCGUCUAAGUUUAAGUCUUCCAAGUGUAUUUAGUAACGAAAACUACAGUUAUCAUUAACAAGGCUCUUCUAUAUACACCAACGAUUUAUGAAUUCUUCAGUAAUCUUCUAUAAAACCGAGUUAGCGAAGUGGUAUUAUUUUGGGUAACGUAUGAAACUACCACAGAACUGAGGACCGACGCACUGGGCGUCCGAGACGAAACUUCAAAUUUCGACUUCAAAAAUGACAAAAAAACAGCCAUAAAAUAAGAAGAUCUGUAGAGAACUAAAAGUUUGUCAUUACAGCGAGAGAAGUUUAUUUGAAUUCUCAAAGAAUUAGAAUAAUGACAGAUUUACCUGUGAAAUAUUAUGAAGAGUAUUUAAUAAAGAAAGAAGGAAAAGGAAAGUGGAAAGACUAUUGGGUGGUGAUCCGUGGUUCAUGGAUGCUGUUCUAUGCCAAUAAGAAUAUCACAGACAGAAACAAUUUCCGAGGAUCGUUGGAGUUGUCCAAGGAUACAAAAUGUUCUGUAAGCAAAAGAAGGAAUUAUAGUUUUCCGUUUUAUAUCACAACGCAAAGAGGAACUCAUCUUUUUAAGGAAGCCCAAUUAUUAACAAUCCUGCUCUUGAUUGUUGUACAGUGUUCUACAAAUUUACAGCGUCAUCAAUGGAUAUAUGUCAUAGGCCUUGCUAUAAAGGGCACUCCAGCAUUACCACCUCCCUCCUUUGUUCCCAAGGCGGCUGUUAAAGAUAGUGAUGGAGUAUUUGUGUCCUCCUGGGACACGUCAAGCUCUCCAGACAAAAUAUCAGACGAUCUUUCUGAUGAUAAUUUGAGUAAUAUUAUUGAUAAUGAYGAUGAUGAUGACAACCUGUYCCUCCCCCCUGGGGUUAUAAUUGUAUCAACUUUACCAGAUGAUCUGAGUAAGGAUGAAGGAGAUGCAGAAAAGACAAAGGAGAGAGAAUUGAUAUUAAAUUCUAUUAAUACAGAUGGCAAUAAAGAACGACAUGUUCCACUCAAUGCAGUUUUGAGUACAGGAAUAACAGGAUCUACUUAUGUUGUGCACGGAAAGAAUCCUGAGAAUCAAGGAAAAAGCAACAAGCUGCAACUUCCCAAACAGAGGCUAACCAGACCUGCAUCAAAGUCCACUGGUUCAAUACAAGACUGUCGAUUUAGGACUUACUCUAUGACGUUACAGCCUUCUCCGCGAGACGAGCGUCCGAAUACAUCACCUAUUCUCUCUACAUCACGUAAGACACCUCUAUCAUAUUCUCCCUCGAGCAGUACAGCGAAUUUAAAAUUCUCAAGACACAUGACAAACUCAGCUCCUGAUGUUAAGACAUUGGCAUAUGAUAAUAUUGUACCGCGUGCUUGAAUUUUUCCUUCGUUAUUUUCGGGAUUCUUGCCAUCGUAUCAUCGAUGCACCGUUGCCGUGCCGUAAGCUUGUCUUCUUCGUUGUGUUUGUCCUAAUGUUAAAACAUUGGCUUAUGAUGAUAUUGUACCGCCUGCUUGAAUUUUUCCUUCGUUAUUUUCGGGAUUCUUGCCGUCGUAUCAUCGAUGCACCGUUGCCGUGCCGUAAGCUUGUCUUCUUCGUUGUGUUUGUCCUAAUGUUAAAACAUUGGCUUAUGAUAAUAUUGUACCGCCUGCUUGAAUUUUUCCUUCGUUAUUUUCGGGAUUCUUGCCGUCGUAUCAUCGAUGCACCGUUGCCGUGCCGUUAGCUUGUCUUCUUCGUUGUGUUUUUCCUAAUGUUAAAACAUUGGCUUAUGAUGAUAUUGUACCGCGUGCUUGAAUUUUUCCUUCGUCAUUCUUUAGUUUCUUGCCAUCGUAUCGUACAUGCGUUGCCGUGUCGUAGUAUGGUUCUCUUCGUUUGAAGUUUGAUUUGGAUAAGUUAUUUAUCAGCUUAUUUUGAGGGUUCUUAUGAGGAGCCAAGUGCGACUCCACCCUCUAAUUUUCUUGCAAAUUUUUAAUUGAAUACUUACAAAAUCUAAAUGACUUUUGAACCAAUGUCAGUGGUCUUAAAAUAUUAACUUGUUUGAAAAGAUAUAACUAGCUAAGAACUAGUGUGAGCUGCGUCGGUGUUUCUAAUGAAACAGUAAUGAUGAAAAGGUAAAUUAUACACCGUGAA
Molecule: messenger RNA, 2320 nt
Organism: Actinia tenebrosa (Australian red waratah sea anemone)
Lineage: Eukaryota; Metazoa; Cnidaria; Anthozoa; Actiniaria; Actiniidae
Source: RefSeq, a predicted model, not a curated record